CUCAGGAAGCUAUGAUUUCUCAAGGAAAGCCUCUCUCUCUCUCUCUCUCAUGGCGAAUAACAACAGCAACAGAGAGCCUGACAGCGCAGCUCCUGAGGCGGAGAGAUGGUAUAACCUAACCCUAGGUUCCUCCUUCAAUUCCCAAAACCAUCUUCCCUCUUCGAAAUUCUUCACUCUCAGAUAUGAAUUUAAACCGGCAUCAAUCGAUAAGAACCAAGCUGGUUCUCUUCACAAGAACAAGGAAAAUAGGGUUACAGUAGAAUUCCCCAAUAAUCAACCUGGAAAACCUAAAGUUACCUUUGAAGGUAGCACCGAAGACUACAAGGACAAUGAUGGGGUCUUGUUCUUCGAUGGUGAGACCUUCCGGUUGGAGCGGUUGCAUCGGGCCAUGAAGCGGUUGAGGCAUGUUCGGCUGCCCGGUGAGUCUGCCUCUGCAGCAGUUGCAGCUGCCGCCACUUCAGUUGGGCCAACAGUUGAGUCUCGUUCACCUCCACUUGGAAAGGUGGCAAAAUCACAGCCGUUGAAUAAACCAAUGGUGCAUUCAGUGCCUGUAAGUUUGGACCAAUGCCGAAUUUUUAAUUUAGAAAGUCCAAAACCUACUACCAGGAGCACUGAUUAUCUAUCGGUUCCACCAAAUCCAGCACCUAUAUCUCCGGAUCAGAAGAAUUAUGAACUGGAGGAAAACCUAGAAAUAGUCGAUGAUGAAGAUGGAGGAACCCCUGACAAAACCAGUACUGCUGUGCAGGAAGCAAACACUGGAUUUGAUAUCAACAUACCAAAUCUGAAUGACAUGGAUGAUGAGAUUGCCGAUGUGGAUGUCAGUGAUGAUGAGGCGGACAAGGGCCUAAAUGCCGCAGAAGCCCUGCGAGCCCAGGUGAAUGCGGAGGGAAGGGAUGGGCAGACUUCCAGUUCAAGCGGGAGCAGUGGGAGUGGCAGCGGGAGUUCAAGCAGCAGUAGUGACAGUAGUGACAGCGAAGCCAGUGACAAUGACUCUGUCAGCUCAGGUGGUGACGUGGAUAUUUGAGAUAUUGAAGGGUAAAUAAAAAUGGCCCCGUCUUUUGCCUAAAUGCCAGUAUUAACCUUACGAGAGGGAAUAAUUCAAAUUUGGCAAAAAUUGACAGUUACUAGGCCAAAUGGCAUUUUUGCCUCAUAAAUGAUUCCUCAGGUGGCUGCAGGAAACAAACCAGUCCCACAAGUGAAUGCGGCGUGGGGUUAUUUUGGUAAAUUUUAUCUCAGUGAGAGUAACAUUUUGAGAACAAGGCAAAUGUAGGACGGCUCCCACCAUUGUUGGUUCAUUGCAUGUUUGUUGUUAUGUGAAAUUCUCUGUAGGAGAUUUAUGGGCAUGUACCAACGUUCUAAGACCUA
Messenger RNA from Magnolia sinica, 1365 nucleotides. RefSeq lists its product as uncharacterized. The transcript has 4 exons. Gene Ontology annotation, cellular component: super elongation complex. The record is from RefSeq and is a predicted model, not a curated record. Gene Ontology annotation, molecular function: transcription elongation factor activity. Gene Ontology annotation, biological process: positive regulation of DNA-templated transcription; regulation of transcription elongation by RNA polymerase II. The coding region runs from base 50 to 1024 and encodes 324 amino acids. NCBI's taxonomy places the organism in Eukaryota, Viridiplantae, Streptophyta, Magnoliopsida, Magnoliales, Magnoliaceae.